GGAUGUUUUACAGUGCAGUCAGAUAGGGUCGAGUGUCUCUCCUCCCCUGCACACCGCGGCUACCUGGCGAGAAGAUUUGGAUUAAGACUAAUGAACUGGGGGGUAAAUAAUCUCCACGGGACUGUUUCACGGGGCGCAAACUGACUCAUUGUCUCGCUGUGGGAAUUUUUUUUUCUACACCUCUUGGCUGAAGACGAUGUCUGUCCGGGGAUACUUUGUCGCUUUUUCCAAAUGCACAGUUCUUCUUUCUCUGAGGAUUUUGCUUCUUGUGCCUGCAGGGUUGCCAGUCCGCAGCCAAGGGGAUUCUCAGUCCGACAACAAAGUGAUGGACAAUAUCACCGUCCGACAAGGAGAGACGGUCUUUCUCAGGUGCGCACAGGGGGAUGUUGUCACACACACAGCAUGGCUAAACCGGUCGAGUAUACUGUAUGCUGGAGAAGACAAAUGGUCGGUGGACCCCAGAGUGAGUCUGGUGACCCUUAAUCAAGAGGAGUUUACCAUCAAGAUUGAAAACGUGGACAUGACAGAUGAGGGGCAGUAUGUGUGCGCAGUCCAGACAAGCAGUCGACCGAGAACCACCUCAGUGCACAUCCUUGUCCAAGUACCACCGAAAAUCAUCAACCUGUCAAGAGAUAUUGUGGUAAAUGAAGGCUCCAAUGUCACCCUGAUGUGCCAAGCAAGCGGUAAACCAGAUCCCUCCAUCAGCUGGAAACUCAUCUCCUCCUCAGGGGACCUGGCAUCAGACGAUGAGUACCUGGAAAUCCCAUCUAUCUCCAGACAGAGAGCAGGGACGUACGAAUGCACAGCUGUCAAUGAUAUUGACACAGAUGUCCAGACCGUAGACAUCACUGUUAACUACGCUCCAACUGUGUCAGAGGGCAGAGAUGUCGGAGUGACUCUGGGCCAAAGAGGAGUGCUGGAGUGUGAGGCGGAUGCAGUGCCUGAGGCAGAUUUUGAGUGGUAUAAAGAUGACAGAAGGAUCUUCAAUGGAUUUGAUGGCAUGGAAAUUGUGAAUACUGGAUCACUGUCGAAGCUGACGUUUUUUAAUGUGUCUGAUGGAGAUUACGGCAACUACACUUGUGUCGCCAUCAACAAACUUGGGAGCUCAAACACAAGCUUCCUUCUGUAUGUGGUAAUUGAACCCACUAGCUCAACGCUAUUGCAAGGACCGAGAGCAGUUCAAGAUGGCAGCGGCGGCGCAAUGGGAGUGCACUCACACACCUGUCUGCUCUUCAUGGUGAUCCUGCCGUUCCUGCUCAGAUUUUGAAGAGGAAUGGAUGUGAACACAAGUAUUGUUUGCGUGUGUGUGUGUGUGUGUGUGUGUGUGUGUGUGGGUGUGUGCAAGAGAGAGAGAGAGAGAGAGAGAGAGAGAGAGUGGUGGUGUGUGUUUUUCUUUUUUCAACUGGAACCAUAAACUGAUGCACAGUGAGUGCAUGAAGUAUCCUGCUACGUAAUGAUGUUGACCCACUAAAUAAGUACAUAACAAAAGUUUGUUUCUGUUUUUUUUUUAGAUUUUCAAGGAUGUAACAAAUGUUUCACAUUUUAGUUGUAUUAUGUUGGAAAUUUUCUCUCUAAAUUAUAUUAUUCUGGAUUAUCUCUUUUUGCAUAUAUGUCUCGGAGGAAAAAAUAAGAUUUUUUAAUUGUGGUGUGGUUAUUGAAAUGGAUUUUUCUUUGUUUUUAACUACAUUGCAUAUUCAUCUCAACUCCAGGAAAAGGCAAAUUUACAGCAAGUAUGGGAGGUGAAUGUUAAAUACCUCAAAGUCAAACUGAGACACUGAAGCAGAAGGAAUUUAGGUUACCCUAAGGCAGAAAGCCUGGUAUUAUCAUAUUUUAAUCUAUAAUAAUUAUCAUUCAGUCUGGUUGUUGAAACACAAUUGUUUUUGACCUUCAAGUAUUUUUGUUCUCAGCACUGUAGUGAUAUACUUGCUGUUGUGUUAUGCUAAUCUUUCUUUCUUUUUUUUCUUUCUUUUUUUUCAAUUUUAAUUUUGACUAUUUUUGAGAAGGGAAAAUAUGAAGUUGUAAUUAUUUAGGACAAAUAUCUUAGUUUUAUGUCUUUGUUGUCUUUUUUUUCCUUUACCAGUACAAUUGUACACAGAAAUGGUGUCAAGAAUAAUUAUGUUAUAAUUAUGUAGUUAAAAAUGGAGGAAGAGUUUACUCCACUUGUGUGGAGUCGAUGUCUGACUUAAAUAAUGCAAAUUUAUUAAUGCUGUUGCUACUUGUUUGAACAUCAUGCCAUUUCUACACGGCACAGUUAUUUGAAAAAAUGUUCCUGUUCAUGUUGCAGACCAGCACGGUUAGAGACCACUCAGUAAGAUCAUGUUAAUAGAACACUUUUUGCAUGUAUUUAGACAACAAUAACCCAAAGACUUUAGCAGUUCGCACAGCACCAUAAUUCAUAGGGUUUCUGUUCCCGAGUCUCAACAUCCAACAAACACAAACACCUUUCCAUAGUAUUGUCUUUUCGCAAACAAGAGGACAAAUAUGUUGUGUUUUAAUAUGAGUUUAACAUCACAUAACAUUUGGAAAUCUAAAAUGAUAGAUACCUUUAAACCAAAAUGUACAGUAUGUGGUUUAUGACUGUGGAAUGCACAUCUGAACAUCACAUUUCCAGCUCUUAUUGAAAAGAAAAGAAUUGCAGGCUUACUUUACAAUAUGCAAGCCAGUUGCAAUAACUGAGAUUGAU
Epinephelus moara (kelp grouper) is the source of this 2683-nucleotide messenger RNA. It is a transcript of the gene ntm, whose product is annotated as neurotrimin. Bases 197 to 1267 code for a protein of 356 amino acids. NCBI's taxonomy places the organism in Eukaryota, Metazoa, Chordata, Actinopteri, Perciformes, Serranidae. The record is from RefSeq and is a predicted model, not a curated record. Gene Ontology annotation, cellular component: neuron projection. The transcript has 8 exons.